Molecule: messenger RNA, 1208 nt
Organism: Ipomoea nil (Japanese morning glory)
Lineage: Eukaryota; Viridiplantae; Streptophyta; Magnoliopsida; Solanales; Convolvulaceae
Product: protein FLX-like 3
Exons: 4
Coding region: 212-1018 (268 amino acids)
Source: RefSeq, a predicted model, not a curated record
GAUAUAUAUAAGACAUCAUUUUUAUUUUUUUUUUUUCUUUACGAAACUCUCCCCAAGAGCUUUGCCUGUCCCGAUCGAUCGAGACGAAUCCUUCCUGUCGCCACCGGCCCCUUCGAAGUUCGAACUGCGAAGCAUCACCGGUGCUUCCCUUCCAACAACCUGAAAACGUUCGCGAACGGACAGAGGUCCAGUGCGACUGAGGACGGUAGGGAUGUCUAGUAGAAACCGUUUGCCACGCCAAUCUGAUAACCAUAGAGGAUACCGCGAUGGUCCACCAGCACGGCCUGUUAUGCAGCGAGGACCUGGUCCCCUCCCGCCUCAUCCUGCAGCCCUUGAAGAGGAACUUGAAAUUCAGCAUAGAGAUAUGCAAAGAAUUCUUGCUGACAAUAGACAUGUACUUGACGAGAAUGUGAUGCUCGAAAGGGAAUUGACUGCCGUAAAAGAUGAGAUUCUAAGAUUAGGCCAAUUCAUUCCUAAGCUGCAUGGUGACAAUGAGGUGCAGGCAAGGGAGUAUAUUGAGCGAGGAUUGAAGCUGGAGGCUGAGCUUCACUCUGCAGAACCUCUGCGUGCAGAACUUGGGGGUUUAAGAGCUGAUGCCCAAAAGUUAAAUGGUUUCCGACAGGAAUUAUCUACCCAAGUUCAAAGUUUAACGAAGGAUCUUAAUCAGCUGCAAACUGAGAAUAAACAAGUUGCUGCCAUGAAGGCUGAUAUUGAUGGGAUGCGCAAAGAGCUUGUGGAAGCAAGGAGAGUAUAUGAACUUGAGAAGAAAGAAAACACAGAGCUUGUGGAACAGAACCAAGCAAUGGAGAAAGAUCUUGUCUCUAUGGCUCGUGAAAUGGAAAGGUUACGAGCAGAGCAGAUGGCUGCAGAGAGGAGAGCAAGGGGACUUGGCGUUGGACCAUAUGGAAUGCUGAAUGAAAGCCCAGAAAUGGGGUAUCCGAGUGGUUUGUACGGUGAUCCAUAUAGCGCUGGAGCUUGGGGGGGACCCUAUGAUAGACGCGGCCCUCCAAGGCGCUGAACUCUGUGUUGGAAAGCAAUGGUGGUUAUAAGAAAUGUGUAGUUUGGAAUUUUCUGCUGCUUAACUUAAUUCCUCGUUGUAGAUUUGUCUAAUUGAGGCAUGAAACUACUGUUCUUUUUAUCUAACCACUGUUGGUAUGAACUGCUAUUGCCUUUCCAUAUGUAAUGUGGAAGUUAUAAUUGCUCUCCUG